Messenger RNA from Cryptomeria japonica (Japanese cedar), 956 nucleotides. Its product is annotated as glutathione S-transferase F10. The record is from RefSeq and is a predicted model, not a curated record. NCBI's taxonomy places the organism in Eukaryota, Viridiplantae, Streptophyta, Pinopsida, Cupressales, Cupressaceae. The transcript has 3 exons. The coding region runs from base 190 to 858 and encodes 222 amino acids. Gene Ontology annotation, molecular function: glutathione transferase activity; glutathione binding. Gene Ontology annotation, cellular component: cytoplasm.
AGCCACAGCCAUUCAUUUUCUAUCGUCCUUUAGCUCUUGCUUUUAUUGGUUUACAGCUGUUUGCAAGUGUUGCUUUGACUUGAAUACAAUACUUAAUAUUCCCCUUUCUGAGUUGGAAACAAUAUACAAGUAAAGCUAGAGGAUAUUGAUUUGUGUUUUGGGUUUGUUUUUCAAUUGAAGAUUGAUAAGAUGGUUGUGAAGUUAUAUGGACCACAAUUUGCAUCCUGCACCAGAAGAGUGCUUGCAUGCUUCUUAGAGAAAAACACUGACUUUGAGAUUGUGUUGCUGGAUAUGCUGGCAAGAGAGCACAAAAAAACAGAGUUUUUGGCCUUGCAACCGUUUGGAAAAGUUCCUGCAGUCCAGGAUGGAAAUCUUACUCUAUUUGAGUCGAGGGCUAUCAUAAGAUAUUAUGCAGAGAAAUAUGCAGAACAGGGGACUUGUCUACUGGGCAAGACUUUAGAGGAAAAAGCAUUGAUCGAACAAUGGCUUGAAGUUGAAGGACAGAACUUUUGUCCUCAUUCUUAUGCGUUAAUUAAUCAGUUGGUCUUUGCACCAAGGGUUAAUGCUCCCCAGGACAAGGAAUUCAUUGAGAGCAGUGCCCAAAAGUUGGGUGAAGUAUUAGAUGUGUAUGAAAAGAGGCUGUCAGAGAGCAAAUACUUGGCAGGGGACUUUUACAGCCUUGCUGACCUGUCCCAUCUUCCACAUACUGAGUAUAUAGUAAAUGCUACUGAUAAGGGAUAUCUGAUUAGGAAUAGGGAACAUGUGAAAGCAUGGUGGGAAGAUAUUUCUUCUAGACCUGCAUGGAAGAAGGUUUUGGCUAUGAAGCCAACCAUUGAAGAUCUGAGCUUUCAGAAUUAACAAAUCCUCUCUUUCUGUAAUUUUGUAGAUUUUUGAAAUAAAAGCACUCCAUGUUUUGUCUGUACAGAACAAUGAAAACAUAAAUACCUCUUUUCACA